Penaeus monodon (black tiger shrimp) is the source of this 1764-nucleotide messenger RNA. RefSeq names its product cytidine monophosphate-N-acetylneuraminic acid hydroxylase-like. Gene Ontology annotation, molecular function: 2 iron, 2 sulfur cluster binding. The coding region runs from base 463 to 930 and encodes 155 amino acids. The record is from RefSeq and is a predicted model, not a curated record. The transcript is spliced from 5 exons. NCBI's taxonomy places the organism in Eukaryota, Metazoa, Arthropoda, Malacostraca, Decapoda, Penaeidae.
GUGUGUGUGUGUGCGUGCGCGCGCGGGUGCUUCCUAACAGAUAAUAAAUAAAAAAUGUUAUCGUGGAACAUCACAUCCUAUCAUACAAAAAAAAAAAAAAAUCCGUCUGACUUAAUAGUUAAUAUUGAGGCAGUUUCUAGAAAAGUUUUGUGCAUGUAUCCAACCUCCCUUCAAUCUAGAUAUCCCAGACUGAUCUGUAAACAGUGUAUGUAAUAUGCUAAGAUGAUUUUAUGAAAAACGAUAUAUGAAAGUAUCUUGUUUGAUGUACUAAAUUAAGGUAAAGGAAAUGUUUUUCAUCCCAACAAACAAUAUUCGGUUCGUCUCCCCCUUGGCGAUGUAAACAAACAGACGGAUACGGGAACGAUGGCCAAUUUGCGACGCAAGUAGUAAUACCAGUUAAAAACUAUAUAAAAGAAGGAAAAGAAGUGAAAAUACGGAGGUCUGGCUAUAUAUAUUGAAAGAAUGGAAACUUAUGAAAAAGUUUAUUUCUUCCCAGUUCAUAAUGUAACUAUUUAUGAUCUGUAUGAUUGGGCUUGCAAAGAUAAUGAUAACCGUGGCACAGUAGUCAACAGGACAAUGGUCAAAGUGAAGAAUCAAUCAUCUCAUUUGUCAAGAUCACCAAGCAGAAAAUCAUCCCUUAGAGCUGGAAGCCUAGUUAAAGUAAAUGAACAAGAUGUGGCUCUUUUCCGCUAUGGAGAUGUUGUGUAUGCCAUCUCUGAACAUUGUCCCCAUGCAGGUGGUCCUCUGCAUAUUGGUGACAUAGAAGAUGUUCCUGGGAAGUCUCUGUGUGUCAGGUGCCCAUACCAUGGUUGGAAAUUUGACCUCAAAACUGGGAAAUGUUGUCAUCCCAAAUCAAGAGCAGAUUUGUCAACCAUUGUUUUUCCAGUCCGAGUUGAUCCAGAAAGCGGGGAAUUGGCUGGUUGGAUUUGAUGAAUUUAGUCCAUUUUACUUCAGCAGUUCUAAUUUUUGACUCUCCCAUUUUUUUUUCAUAAAUAUACACAAAAUCUAAAAUAAGGUUGCACAUUAGUAUCUUUAGACUGGUCUACCAAUGUAUUAUAGUAUACCUGGGGAAUAGUUCCCUUAUACACAUCAUUAUGGUUAUUCCACACUGACCUCUAUCAAAUGAUAGUAAUUCAAUAUUUCUGCUGAUAUUUAUCAGAAAACUUUAACUCAUUGCCAAUGUGUGUGUGUGUGUGUGUGUGUGUGUGUGUGUGUGUGUGUGUGUGUGUGUGUGUGUGAGAAAUGUCUCAGCACAUAGAUGGCUCUGCAAGUACAUAGCCACAAAGGUGUUAAUUAGUAGAUCUUGUGACCCUACUUGAUUUCACCUCUCCUUGAAUUGACGGGAAUAAUAUUUUUUUACUAACGCCAUGAAUAUCGAUGGUGUUAUAUUUAUAAUAGACAUUAUGAUUAUUAUAAUGUUAUUGACAUUAGCAAGAGCAAUAUACAAUAAUGUAAAAUAUUUUUAAAAAAUCAAGGAAAAGGGUAAAGAGGUGAGACAGGCAGUCCUCGUAAUUUCCUCAUUGGUGACUUAGUGGAAGUGUACCCAUCUGUGUAUAAAAAUUAAGUAAACUUACAAUGAGCAUGGCAUGUAUGUACAUACCAUGCCUGUCGGCUUUGGGUUAAAAUGUGUUUACACCUAUGCACCUGUGCAUGCUGACAUACGUGCACAAAUGUAUGCACAUAAAUGUAAACCUAUGCAUAGGCACAAAUUUGCACACAUUUACACACACACACACACACACACACACACACACACACAAACAC